AUGACGACGGUAGCAGAAAGAUGGGGACGGCGAUUGUUGUUCCAUGAGUGGACUACCUUGUGGAAGGUAGCGUUUGCCCUCGUGGCAGUGGCCGAUUUUUUGGGUUGCUGGCCGUUGUUCCUGGAAGGAUGGGUGUCAGCCGUCAAUCAGAACAAGCCAGGGGUCAGCAGCAGUCAGUCUUGGGAUACCAUGUUGAUUCAGCAGUAUAGAGAUCAAGAGGAAGAUACUUGUUCUACCUACUCGAUUGGGUUCUAUACCAUCUUGGGAAAAUGUCUCUAUACCCUCGACUGGAUGGGCCCACUGUUUUGUCUCAUGUGCAUAGGGGAGGCUAUGCGAAGAGCCCAACAAGCCCGAGAGGAUCUGCUAGAGUUGGCCGCCCUGGAUAAUUUUGAAAAGAAACUGGCGAGACUGUAUAGUUCUGCCAGAAAUGUACAUGCCCAAGAAGAGGAAGAUACCAUGUAUGACGAAGAUGACAUUCUGGCACGAAAGACACUCCGUUUUUGGACUCCUGUCGUAGUGACACUCUCAUUAUGGAGCCUCUUGAUGCCCUGGCACUCCAUGCUGGACACGAGGUGCGGGCCAGAAGCGGACACUGCGUUGGCAACCCAUUGGAUCAAUGAAUCUCUCAGGCAAAUGGCCAAGACAGCAGAAUGGGCCAUGGAAUGGGCCAUGGACGAGAUUAUGGAAUGGGUUUGGCAUCUCGUCUUGCCAUUCUCGUUCUGGCAACCCCAUAAGAUAUAUCAACGGAUCCGCACAUUGCUACGAUGGGUACGCUACUUUCGAUUUGCCGGGCCACUGCUGAGGCUUUUGCUCAAGCUGAAUGAUCAGUUUUGGGCCGUGCUAAGAACGUCCAAACAGGCAUGGCAGGCCAAUGCAGAAAAGGCCAAGCGCCUGAUCCAUCGCAGUAUGCUAUUUGAAGAUUUACAGAAGAUUGAGGCUAAAACCAAGACAAUGCCUAGGUUGUCCAGGGUCCCAACCAAAACUAUUGUCAGCAUGGCCAGCGAGGAAUCUGCCGAAGUGGGAAACAAAAUCAAAGAGAAACGGCAACAAGAGAAGAAAAUGAGACGGGAAUUGGACAACCUGAAGGUGCAAAUUGGAAGGUCAUCGAGGGUGUUUCCGACGUCAGAGAUCUAUGAUCGCAUCGUAGACUUGAGUCAAGAGUUCACAUCGACUGUGGGAUCAACGCUGUGGACAGCUAAUCUGAUAUCACCUAGAACGAGGUUCAGCGUGUCGUGGCGAGUCAUUGUCACGUGCGCUCUCGUCUCGGAGUUGUGUCGGAUGUGCACAUCGUUUCAACUGUACGGACGAGUGGAUGAGUCCUACACGACAAUGAUGAUCAGCGUUCUGGGUUGCGCCCAAGAUCGCGGCAACAUCUUGACGGCUACCGGUCGAUUGACACGAAAGAUCGUGCGGAAACUCAUACGGUUGCCCAAAGAACAGCUCUUGUCAACGUGUACCAAGUCAAGUAUAGCCUCGCAUUCCUUGGCGAAUAUCUUGUUGUACAUGAGUGGGGCAUUCGAAACCACCAUUGACUUGAUCUGCUUUGUGGACAUUUAUGUUUGGUUCUUCACCGGUGAGCUAGACCCAGAAGGUUCGGGUCAUGUCAUUCCCAAACCUUUCUUCUAUCGGUGCAUCAUUCCGGGUACACUUGUCCAAGUGUUGGAUCAUCCAACAGUCCCCGAAUUGCUACCCAACAUCAUGUACUACAGCGCUGUAGCAGCCAGUGCUGUGGGGUACAGCCGCCUUAUCCGGUGGGUCGUCGCUGUGGUGCCCACCAUCAACUCUUUCCUUGUGGACCCGAUUAAGAAGUUCUUGUUCCGUCCCAUGGAGGAGGAUGAGUGGCUUCGCUAUACGGAAAGCUUGGCUAUUUUCCCCGCCAUUUCAGGGGAGGACAUUCGCUACACUAUGUCCAUGUCACAUCCAAAUCUAUCACAUCUGGAUGAGCCUGAAUGCCGGGGCCUAUCACGUGCUCGAAGGUCGUCCAUGCUUGCAAUGCCUUCAGCAAGCGAAUACACGGGUGGUGUGCGGAGAAAAUCGAGUGCGUUGAAGUUUGAGACCAGUAGUUUUCUACCUCCUGUUACUGAACUGAGUCGACGGGAGUCGUCAUCUGCUGGACUCAAUCUCGAUAGCCAGCAUCUGCCGAGUGCGUUGAAGACCAGUAGUUUUCUACCAUCUGAACUGAGACGACGGGAGUCGUCAUCUGCUGGACUCAAUCUCGAUAGCGAGCAUGUUUCGAGUGCGUUGAAGUUGGAGACCAGCGGUUUUCUACCGCCUGAAGUGAGACGACGGGUGUCGUCAUCUGCUGGACUCAAUCUCGAGAACCAGCAUGUUCCUAUGAGUGAUGCUGCCAUGAAGAGCAUCAACGAGCUAUCAAGAUUUGAUGCUGGCGAGCUACCUGCUCACCCCAGAGGAUCUCGCCGCACAAUAGAAGAAGAGGAUGAACCUCCUCCAUUGGAAAGCUAUAAUUACAUUGAAGAAUAG
Molecule: messenger RNA, 2481 nt
Organism: Seminavis robusta
Lineage: Eukaryota; Bacillariophyta; Bacillariophyceae; Naviculales; Naviculaceae
Source: the annotation of a GenBank genome assembly